UUCCCACUCUUUAAGACACACCCCAUGUUCCACAAAAAGGGUAUAAGUGGAGGCUACCAAAGGAAAAUUCACAUCAGAAACAAAAGUAAAAAAUGGAGCUUGGGACACCCAAAAUACAGAAUUUUCUAAGGCUUUGUUCAAUCUUGCUCUUGAUUUUGGCAGCUUGUUUAGUAGGGUUUGAUUCUCAGACAAAGUCUAUUGUUUACCUUGAAAAGAAAGUGAGUUACAAGGUCUUGCAAGCUUUUCCAACUUUGGUGUAUGUGGAUGCUGUGGCUGCUGCUUAUAAUCUUCUUCAACUAAUAAGCAGAAUUUCUUUCUUAUCUGAGUACAAAGGAAGCUUUAAGAGUUCUUAUAGAUAUGUGUAUUGGUGUUGUUACUUGGUGGAUCAGAUUGCAGUGUACAUAACGUUUGCGGCAAGCUCAGCAGCACUAGAGCAGUCAGUUUUAGUAUUGACAGGAGCUGAGGCCUUGUAUUGGAUGAAGUGGUGCAACAAGUUUACCAGAUUCUGCUUCCAAAUUGGUGGUGCUUUGUUCUGCAACUACGCAGCCUGUGCUCUUAUGGCCUUCAUCUCCUCUAUUUCUGCCUUCAAUUUAUUUAGACUUUAUUCACCCAAACACUUUCUCGUCUUAAAGACCACUUAAUCUCUCUCAAAGACCUUAUGUUAGGUUUCAAGAUUUGAUGGUUGAGGAGAGACUGAGAUUGAAUACAAAUUGUGUAAGUAGCUGCGUAUGAGAUAUGGGUUAAUUGGAAUGUAUUUUCUUUUAAUUUACAAAAAAAAUCAUAUUUAAGUCAGCCGGAUUUUAUUUAUUUCUUGUUAUAAGCAAAGAUUACUAUUCUUAUCGCAGGAAAAGUCUUACCUA
Manihot esculenta (cassava) is the source of this 860-nucleotide messenger RNA. RefSeq names its product CASP-like protein 2C1. The coding region runs from base 93 to 641 and encodes 182 amino acids. The transcript is spliced from 3 exons. The record is from RefSeq and is a predicted model, not a curated record. NCBI's taxonomy places the organism in Eukaryota, Viridiplantae, Streptophyta, Magnoliopsida, Malpighiales, Euphorbiaceae.